This is a messenger RNA of Priceomyces carsonii, 3957 nucleotides long. It is a transcript of the gene SAC3, whose product is annotated as Sac3p. The transcript has a single exon. Gene Ontology annotation, biological process: mRNA export from nucleus. The record is from RefSeq and is a predicted model, not a curated record. Lineage: Eukaryota; Fungi; Ascomycota; Pichiomycetes; Serinales; Debaryomycetaceae. The coding region runs from base 1 to 3957 and encodes 1318 amino acids. Gene Ontology annotation, cellular component: transcription export complex 2; nucleus; cytoplasm.
AUGUCUACUUUUGGAGGGAAGCCAAGCUCAAGCACUUUUCACUCGAGUGAGUCUUCCAAGAGCAGUCAUCAAAGACAUGGAGGAACGGCUGGGGAGCGAAAAGCCAGUGGAAAUGGGAGUGCUAGUGGAAAUAGAAGAAAAAACACUAAAUCCAAUGGUACGCAUGGUCUUGGGGGAGGAAAUAAUCAUAGCCAAAGGAAUAAUGAUAGAACUGCUGGUAACCAAGAAAAAAAGAGAUACGGCGGCCCCAAAAAAGCUUCAAAACAACAGCAGUCUAAAGACGAUGUUGAUAUUUCAAUAGACCUGAGUGUGAAAGAUCCUAAAGUACAAAAAGCAGCACACUUACAACAAUAUACCGAUGAUGAGGUUCGUAAAACUGGAAGUUUAUUUCAUAAUCCAGAGUCCUUCGGCUUCAAAAAGUCACAUAAUAGAUCCUUGAGACCACGUCCAAAGCCAAGGUAUAUGAUUAGUCAACCUAGGAUGCUUGUGACUCCUCCAUUUAGUCCUGAUCCGUGGGACAUUCAAAAUCAAGAAAAUAUGCGUUCUAAAGAGAUAUCGAACAGCGGGAAAGACUAUCAAGGAUUAUACGAAGAGUUUCAAAAGAUGAGAGAGGUUGAAAGGAAAAAGAUGGAAGAAUUGGGUCUUGUGGAUGCAGAGAAUACGAGCAAAGAUCUAAAUGAUGCAAUUGUAUUCAGAGGAACAUGUUUAGAAAUGUGUCCCACGUUUGAAAGAGUGAGAAGGGCUUUGGAGAACAAUGUGAAAUACUUAGAAAAAGACCCAAAUACGAAUAAAAUAUCUCAUGAGCGAGCAGUGAAAGCGUUUUCUCGACCAGCUGCUGGUCAGCCGCCACCAUUACCAUCAGACGUUCGCCCACCUCAUGUCUUAGUCAAGACGUUAGACUACUUGGUCGAUAAUAUAGUUGACAAAUUGCCCGAAGCACAUUCAUUUGUGUGGGAUAGAACGCGGUCGAUUAGACAAGAUUUCAUAUACCAAAACUUUUAUGGCCCCGAAGCAAUUGAUUGCAAUGAAAGAAUAGUUAGGAUUCAUUUGCUUUCAUUACACGUAAUGGCAGGAAGUGACGUGGAGUAUUCACAGCAGCAAGAGUUGGAGCAAUUUAACAAAGCUCUUCAAACUUUGGUGGAGAUAUACCAGGAUGUUAGAAACCACGGUGGUAGGUCCCCCAAUGAAGCAGAAUUCAGAGCUUAUUAUUUGCUAAGUCACUUCAGAGAUCCGGAAUUAGAGAGGGAAAUUCAAGAAUUGCCGGACGAUAUUUUGCAGAAUAGGUUAGUGCAGCUAGCUUUGAUGUUUAGGACAAUAAUGAGCCAAAAUAAUAUAGUCGACAGGGGAUAUGUCAAUAAAAUUGGUGCGCUUAAUUUCUUCGUUGAGUUUUUUAAAAUUGCCUACAGUGAAGAAACACCUUUUUUAGUGGGAUGUCUUUUGGAAACUCAUUUCAAUGAAAUUAGAUUUUACGCAUUGAAGGCAAUGUCAAGAUGUUACCAUACGAAGGGCAAAGCCUACCCAGCAGAAUCACUACAAGCAAUGCUCGGAUUUGAUUCCAUGGAUAAAUUGACAAAGUUUGUCAGUUAUUAUGAAGUAGAUUUGAUAUAUGAGAAUGGAGAGGUAUUGGUUGACUUAUUCAACAAAGACAAGCUCGAAACUAAAUACAAGCUUAGCUCUUUAAACGAUAAACCAAAGUUGCUGCAAGCAUAUUCUACACAAUUGAACUUUAAGACUGAAGGUAAAAGAAUGAAGGAUUUUGUUAAUAGCGGCAAUCCGAAUGUCGACUUGAACUUGAAAUUUAUGAGCCAAAACAGCGAGGUCCAGGCAGCUCCCGAUUUGACCUAUCCCAGCGGGGGAGGCGUAAUUAAAAGUAAGUCAUUUAAUGACUUUCCCUCGACAACCAAGAGCUCUUCUGAAUUAGGAACUAAUUCUAGCUUUGGACGUGGUUCACAGUUUUCUUUUGCUAACUCAGGGCCAGCUGUUCCUUCGAGUUCCCAAACACUUUCAGAUUUUUUAAAGCCUUCAAUAAAUCACGUCAACAUCAAUAUUCCUGGGGCAUUAGGAACAAAGGAAGAUGCCCAAUCUCAGCCACAAGCUGCACUCCCAGUCAAAGAAAGUGGAUCGAUUAUUCGUACGCCAUCUCUGGUAUCAAACUUUCCUACAAAAAAAAACGAAGCACCAAAAUUCAGUUUUGGGCUGGAACGUCCAUCAGAGAACCAGGAAACACCUGCAGCAUUUUCUGGAUCCUUCAGUAUCCCUCUGAAGGAUGAUGGUCAAACUUCAGUUGUUAAAAAUGAACAGCAUUAUGUUCAGGAACCAAAGAUUCCUGAAUCGAGUCUAAUGACAGCUGAAGUAAAACAGAAAUUUCUAAAGGAUCAUCCAUUAUUUGAAAGAGGCGUUACUGAAGUGUUUAAUGAUAUUUUUAACAGAAGCAUUACUUCGGAAUUGUAUGCGACGCUUCCCAAAAUAAUCAGGCAUGAAAAUAUGAAUAGAGAACGGAACGACAUAAUUGAACUUUUUACUGAGGAACUUUUCAGUGCAUUUCUUGCCGAGAACACUUACCAAGUCACCUUGGAGGCGAGGGCUACAUAUUUUAGAGAUAAAAUGUUAAAGGUGAAAGUAAUAAGAAAGUUGGCUGAUGUCGGAACUAAACUUAAAAUCAAGCAAGAAAUCAAAAAGAAAAAGCUCGAGGAGCUAAAUGCUGUAUCUUUUGGUAGACAUACGAAGCGAAAGACUGAUGUUUCUCAUUCUUCAGACUCAAGUUUCGAGGCAUCAAAGCGUAGAAGAACUGGAGUGGCUCCAAUAUCUGAAAUCUAUGAGAAGCAAAAAGAAGUUCGACACUUGUGGGAGCCGCUUGAUCUCAGAAGGUUCUUGGACCAAUGCACAAAGAACUUGAAGAUUGGAAUUGACACUAAGGACAUUGAAAUUAAACUAUUACUAGUUGUUGAAGACUGGAGUAGUGCUUAUUCUAAAUGGCUUAAUACAAAACUUGCUUUGAACAUCAACAGGGAAAAAAUGAUCUACGAGAAUUCAGUCAAAAAUGCAUACGCAUCUUUAAAGAUAACAAGUUUACCAAGCAACAAGUAUCUUACCAGUGAGUUCUUCUCAAACACUUCUUUUAUCAUCUACGAGUGCGGAAUCUUGCAGAAAGGUACGAAGUAUAAGUCAACACGGGAGAAAUUAGCUUCUGACAAAAACGUGUUGAAUAAAAUUAUAUCAAUAGUGAGGAAGUACAGUUAUUUCAAGAUCCAAAUUUUGAUUUUGUUCUACGAUGACUUGGAAUCAAAUUUGAGCACUCAUGAAAUUUCUCAGAUCCUAGAAGUAAAACAGUAUCGCCAAGAAGAAUCUAUUCAAGAUAUCAUACUUUGCGAUAUGACUCGAAAAGGUGUCAACGUGAAUGAUAUGUUUGCUGAGGCAUUUGAUACGAUAAGCGAAAACUUUAAAGGCAAGUUGACUUUGAAGGGGGCAAAGAAAAAGGACAAAUUGACAAAGCGUAAGAAAGCAUCAUCCUCAGCUGAAAGAGAAAGCCAUGAACAAAUAUCAAAUUCUACAUUUGGGGCCCAAGAAGCAAAAUUAAUAAGUAAAGCAAGGUCAGCACGUAAAUAUGAUUAUCUUUCUAAGCACAUGUCUCUGAGUACUCCUGAUACGUCACGUAUGUCGGCGAAUGACUCAAGCGUGUUCAUGACUGCUAAUAACGUGUCGGGGAUCGGUAUCAACCAGUCGUUAAGCAACUUAAACAACUCAACAUUCUUGAAUUUUAAUAAUUCCAUCGGUGACAGCUCAUUUAACAAUGUGUCGAAUUUGACUGGUUUUGGAAAUGGUGUAAUUGAAGAAAGUACACCCUUUAACUCUCCUAAAUCGAAGAAGUUCGCUAAACCAGGCCCCAAUAAUGUGCCACGGAGCCUAGAGCAAUUAAGAGAGCUUACGGCAAGUAUCCGUGCAAAAUACAAGAAAUAA